ACGUCCAAUUCCACGAAUUCGAUACUGAAUGUUUUUCUUGAAACGAACAUUAUGAAUGUCAGACCAACGUUCAAUUAUAUAGCGCUUAAGUAUAUAUAUUCCUCAUGAUAUAUAUUACAAUGUAUGAUUUUUUAAUUUGUUAUUUGAGUAGAACGUUCAUUUUUUAGUAUAACGUGUGUAGUAGUUAUGAUCUCUGUCUCCAACUCUUUGGAAUUUGUUGCAAUCUAAAGUCACGGAAAAUUAAAAUAUAAACUUGAAGACUGAUAUUCAUCGGUGUCUAACUUGUCUGAGUCCAAGAAAUCGGCUGCAUCAAAACUUUAGUGUGUGGAGCAGUGAGCAGCAGAUGAAUGUUUUUAUAUUGUCUCUAUUCAAAAUAACAAAAGAGCAAAAUGUGUGGUCCCCUCCCUCGUCCAGGCCAGCUUUGCUUAGAAUUUAGGAAAAAGUACAGCAAGAGCUUUGGUCCCCUUCUUAAUUAGCAGAUAUCAAUACCUUAUUAUAUAACAAGUAGUUAUAUGUAUAUAUAGAUUUUAUUAAUUUUACUAUAUCUAUAUAUACUAUACAUGGUUUCAACUGUGAUUAUACUUAAAAUCUGGUAUGUUAAAUCAAAUAAUUUUGGAAUGCAUGUUCCCGUAGUUCCCUGCCUUAUUCCAAAAUAUAUUUCUGUUUCAGCACAUCUACUAUAUAUAUGCUGUUUUCUGUAGCUAUACCCAAAAUUUAUAUUAUUAUAGAUAGCUUAUUAAUCUCCAAUUUGAAAUUCACACUUAAGAACGUCGUCAAAGCAUUAAAUGUUAACAUACUAAUAUACAAUUUAUUUACCUCGAUCGAUACAUGUAAACGUAGCUAUAACCUAUUUGAAUAUUAUGAGAUAUACACUAUAGGCUUCAACUUGAAUGAGUUCUAUUAACAAGUGAGUCCACUAUUCGCAGUAUAAUAUUACUGCAACGUAACCGCUCGUUAUGACGAAACCAAGAACAACUCAAAAGGGAACAGUUUGUGGUCAAGAAAAAAAAAGUAUUAUUUUACUAGGGAAGUGAAAAUGUCAUGUAUAGGAAUAAUAAGAAUAGAAAAAUAGCAACUUACACGAAGCUCAGUGAAGCUUCUGGCAACACUUUCCAAAAAUAACAAAGGAAGGUUGUCGUUUAGGGACAAUUAAAUUAACAAACUUGCAGAUUAUAGACACCCUCCACGGUUACAUCGCAGAUUCCCUCCUGCUUUCUCUUUCUCGUCGAGAGAUAGUUUGUCUGUACUGGAGCAACUUGCUAUCUAAUAUAUAUGCGUGUCUACGUGUGUGACAAUUUGCUCUUAUAAUAAUACAUGCGACUGACUAUAAAUUUACGCACCACCACGAAAAUCUAUUGCUAAUGAAAACUACUUCGUCCAUUAAACAUAUAUAGCCUUAAGUAUGAAUAUUUUGUAUAGUUAUAUAGGCUUUCUAUUAUUGCAAAAAGCACUAAGAUUAUCCGAAUGAAGCUUGUGAAUUUAAAAGCGUUUAAUUCUUUUUAAUGGAAAUAACUGUUUGCAAACUGAAUUCUGAGUUCCGCUUGGUUGUUUCAUCAUUGAUGGAUCCCCUUGUGGAAUACUAGCUAAGAAGAAUAUCUAUGUAGAAAACUGCCAUAGAAGAAAAAAACAGAAUAGACGAAGAAUCAAAACGGCCACAUAAGAAAAAAACAAACUGCCCUAUAUAGAAUGACCAUUAUAUCUGUUAAUAUUGCUAGAGUCACAACUCAUGCAAUAACUUUCUUAACUAGAAUGAUUCCUUAAUCACUGAGCAUAUAUAUAUAGUCUAGUAUCAUAGAACCAUUGCUUUAUACUUCGUUUAAUUUGUAGCUUUUGAUUCUGAUAGAUCUUUCAGACUGAAUAUUUUCUGUUUGAUGUAUAUUGGGAAAUAUCGUGGCCUUGUCCCUUAGUUUCAGUUCCUAAAGCAAAAAAAGUAAAAUCAACUUGUGAAAGAGAAAAAUAAGAAAAUAUAUAAUAUUAGUAUUUAUCUAUUUGCAUAGGAUUAAAAGGGAAGAAAAUAUGAGGAACGAUGUUAAAUCAUACUCUAUAAUCAUAUAGCAAAAGAAAAGGACAAAUUCAUCCAAGAUCCCAACAACCUCUACUAUCAUUGGAGAGGAAAUAACACUAACAUGUGCAACACUACUUACAUAAAUAUUUAACAUUACUUAUAGAAAAGGACAUAAAUAAAAUGACAAAUUAAAUUUAAUUGAUGCAGACGUACAUGCAAAAAGGUGCCUCGAAAUCGACCUGGAAGUGAUACCGCCUUUGUCUAUUACUCAAUUUUUCUUUUUGCAAUACUGAUUCAAUCAUUAUAAUUUGCUGAAGAAGACAUGUCCUAGCUAUGAAACAAUCUCCAAGACUAUGUUACAAGCAUAAUCACAACCCGGGGGAAGAAGAAAAAUACCAAAAGAGCAUCCGUACUUUAUUUUAUUUUGGAUUAGAGAGGAACAUCAAAUUAAUGGUUUUAAGAUAUCGGUUUGUAUUUUGACUAGAUAUUAUAUGCUUUUAUUCAUUUGCUUCUAAAAAUCCAGUGAAUAUCAUGAUAAUGUCAGAGAUCUGAGUGCGAGGAGACGCUUGAAACACGAAUAGAGGAGGAAAAGAUCCAAUGGGACAAAUCUUAUAGCAUCCAAUAUAAAUAGGUGUUGUUUUCUUAUUGUAAUUAUAUUUGAAAAAUCCCAAACUUUCUAUAUAGAUCUAUUUAGAUGGUCCUCUUUCUUUUUAAGUGCAGCUAGCCCACAGUGAGCAAUAAAUUUUCAUUUAUUAUAUUAUGGCACGAAAGCUGGUAAUAAGUAGAUCAAAAUAGAAACCUGAAUCGGUAUAGAUUUUAUUUGUUAGUAUAGUUCUGUUAUCGCUAGCAAUCCAAAGGCAAACUGAUAAAAUGCGAGGCGUAAAGGAUGUAUGUGUAAAUGUUUUCGAAAUCCAUAAUUAUAUCUUAAUAUAGUCUUCUGUUGAAAUUAAGAAAAAUUUAAACGUCUAAACACCAAUAAUGGUGUCCAUCAACACGUGACAAAUAUUUCAUAAUUUGUUUUAACAGUUAAAAAUGAUACUACUACAUUUUACUAUAAAAGAAAAACAUUUGGCGAAAAAGUCGUCAGAUAAAACCAUAAUAGAACAGGGGAGGACCACGUAGGUGCCCAUUUGCACGUAUUUUGGAUUUUUCAAGUAGCCCUCAUGGUUAAGAUUUGGGUCCAAAAUCCACUAUUUUACAUAAUGUUGUAUAUAUUAUGGUGCAGAAAGCAAGAAAAUAAAGACAGGUACAAUUUAUAAUAUUUCAUUUUUUGUAUUACGUUCAUAUAGUGUGAGCUAACGACAGCUUGCUUUAAAGAUGAGAACGUGAAUGUUUUAAACUUUCUAUAUAUACUAUUAUAUUGUAUUGGUGUAAAAAAUAUACUGUAUUGGUGUAAACUGCAUUAUAUAUAUACCUAUAUAUUUGUCUGUAAUGUGAUUUAUACCAAAAUAUCUACAUUUCAUAUAUAUACGAGUGCAUACCAUGAUUUCAAAUUAAUUUUGAAAUUAUAUCUUAUUUUAUUAGUUUGAUAAAUAUUUAUUUUUCAUCUAAUCAGUUUCUUUCUUAUCGAUUUAUUGGUUUAUUGAAUGAAACUGUAAAAUGUAUAGAGUAGUUUUCUUAUUCUCUUUAAAAGGUAAAUAUAAGAUUUUACUAUAUAUAGGCGAAACAUUCCCGUACUAUGUAUGUGACAAUUCAAAGGAAACAAUCUAAGCUAUAUAGCUAGCAAGCAACUGAUUCCUAGAAUUAUUAUUUAUGCAACAGAAAAACUUGCAUAUUUGUUCUAUCAAGUUUUUUUUUUAAGAUGGAGGUGAUUUUUAGUAAACUCAAUAUGAUUGGUGUCUAAAAGAGUAGUAGACUCAACCUUUUUAAGUAAUCAGUUUUAAAACAUAUAGCGUGAGUAUUUUAAUUAAUUAAGAUCAAUCAACUUCAGGUGAGUGCGGUUGGGAGUGUUUGAAUUCAGAUAGAGAAAACUUUUCAUACCAUUUUCUAAUAUGUUUUAUACAUAACAUUCAUUUCACCCAAUGCUAUUGGUUCAACGUUCUUCUCAGAUAGUAUGAAAACUAGUUAGUGUCAACUCUAUUUUCAGGUACAUAAAGACGUUGAAAAAUAAAAUAAAUCAGUCCACCCUUGGGGUAGUAAAAAGGAAAUGUGAAACGAGAGAACAAUUGAAGAUGAAUGCAUGGAAUAGUGUGUGGGUAAGGCAAGGCACAUGCUCCACAAAGUUGCGUGAGGGGUAAGUAUCACUCUUCUUGUGCCCUCUUUUACUCUUUACUUUUUGGGUGAAAAAAAAAUAAAACGCUCUCUCAGCCGUUGGAUCUCUUUUUUCCUUCAUCAUGCUUCCGUCAUCCUAUUUGGUCCCACGCCAUCUCAUAUCAUUAUAGUAUUCAGUUUCUAUUUUUUCUUUUUACUUCGGAUUUUCAACUCUCUUGUUUUUCGUUUUAACAAGUUGCUUCCUCUUCAAAUAGUCUUUGGAGAAUUUAAGAGCUCAAAAGGUGCUCAAAUCCGUCAUCUAGUUCCCAAGAAAAAGUAAUACUGUAUGUUAAAUCUUUUUAGUUUUCUCAGUGGAGAAUGGUUUUGUUUUCUUCCAAAACUAUGUCAGGCAUAAUAUAUUUUUAAUCAGUAUUUGUAAACGCUGGAGUUUUAUUAAAUUUAAUAAUAUAUUGGCUUUUCAGAGGUUAGGUUAGAUGAAUGAAAAAAAUGUUUCUAUGAACAUUAAAUAAUUCUUUUUGUUUUUGAGAAAGGACCAUUAAAUAAAAUUUUAUAUGAAUAUAUAAUUAUAAUAUCGUUUUUCCUUCUCAAAGGAGCACAAGAUCAAACAUGCUCGUCCUAAUUCAGUAGUUUUAUAAUAUUUUCGGCAGCUAUACUGCUAGUCUUCUACUCUUACGUACUUAUUAGACCUCCCAAUUAUUUUUCAUUUUUAUUUGCCUAAAACAGACCCAAUAAACAAACAUAGUACACGCAACAUUUAAAACAAAACAAAUAUAAAAUACAUUGAGGAAAACAUAUAUUUAUAUAUAUAUAUUACCAUCACCAAAUAUAUAUAGAUUUUAGAAAGACCAAAUAUUAUUUUGUUGUUAGAGAAAACCUUGUGGAACUUGAUACCGCUGCAAUGCCAAUGGCUAAUGCCAACUUCAGACGUGUUCAUGGACGCUAAAAAUAGAUAGAAAUUACCUAUAAACAAAACCUUAGCUGAAAACCUAAAACUAACACUGAUGACGAAUGCUAACGUAUCAUAUCUAUCAAUUGCGUCGAAAUUAACAAGGACCCUAUCAUUGAUUUCUUCUUUUGGUAACAUUUGGAGAAGCACGCAAAGAACAUAAUGUUUUUCCAGUAUGCUAUAAACAAGUGACAUCACAAAAUUUUGAUCAUUUAACUUUUUCCAAUAAUUGCAUUUUAUUUUCAAAUGGUCAGAUACUAACUCUAAAUAGGUUGAUUCCUUGGGUUUUCGUGUAGCCUAACAUUUCCUUUUUAAAAAAUAACUUUUAGUUCUUCUUUCUUGUCUAGAGCAUCCUCUUAAUCACCCUACAUCACCUGAGCAUAACUUUCCAUUUCCACUGAAAAUAUACACAAUUAACAUCUCAUAAACCAAAAGUUUCAAAUUUUCCUAUAAGAAAGCCAAGUAAAAUGGAAGUAAACACCAAUACUAUACAUACUUAAAAAGGUCAUGGAAUCCAAAGUGUAAGAAAAAUAAUACCACAUAGAUAUUAUGAUAUAUAGAGAGAGAGAUGAGAGACAAAUAGAAUAAAUAAAAAAAGGAAUUGUCCAGAAAAAUACGGAGUACAGGAAGAAGUAGAAAAAGUAAUAUAAUGAUGGAAAAAGAUAAAACAUCACGCAAAACCUUAAAAGAAAGUCGUCUAGUUGUCGUGUCUUGCUCUCUCCUCGAAUAGUUUUUUGCCGAAGUUUUCACGUCAAAAUUUUAACCCUAAAAAAAAUUUCAUCUCUCCUUUGUAUCAUACUAUAUUAGUACAACUAGUACCCACCUCUCUCUUUCACCUAGCUAACCUUCUCGUUUCUCUUACUCUCCCUCCCUCUUUCGCUUUCUUUCUCCCAAUACAAAAAAAUGUCAGUCAACCAUUACUCCACGGACCACCACCACCACCACAACACUCUCUUCUGGCAGCAACUCCACACCACCGACGCAACAGAGACCACCACCGCCACGUGGCUCAACCAAGACCAGAAAGAGUCUCUCUUCGAGAAAACUCUCACACCAAGCGACGUCGGCAAACUCAACCGCCUCGUCAUACCAAAACAGCACGCGGAGAAAUACUUCCCUCUCAACGCCAUCUCCAAUAAUGCUGACGCGUCAACGGAGAAAGGGAUGCUUCUAAGCUUCGAAGACGAGUUAGGCAAGUGCUGGAGGUUCAGGUACUCUUACUGGAACAGCAGUCAAAGCUACGUGCUGACUAAAGGAUGGAGCAGAUUCGUCAAAGACAAACAGCUUGACCCAGGCGACGUCGUUUUCUUUCAAAGGCAACGCUCUGAUCCCAGGAGACUUUUCAUUGGCUGGCGUAGACGUGGCCAAGGCUCCUCUUCCGCCGUUGCCAAUCCGACGUCGUAUUCUAGCUCAAUGGUAGCUGCUUCUCCGUAUCUCCAAGUCCACGCCUCUAGUAACUACUCUAAUCCUCCUUCUCACUCGGAGUAUUCCCACUACGGCGCCGCCGUAGCAACAGCAUCGGAGACUCACUCCAUACCAUCGUCUUCCGCCGUCGGGAGCUCAAGGACGGUGAGGCUUUUCGGUGUGAAUUUGGAGUGUCAGAGGGAUGAAGACGACGGAGAUGAUUCCGUUGCUGCCACGACCGCCACCGAGUGUCCUGACGGUUAUUACGGCCAAAACAUGUACUAUUAUUACACUCCUCAUCCUCAUAACAUGAAUAUAGCUUUCACGGGGGAUACGAUGAAGCAGCUUGGAGAUAGACGAGGAUGAAAGAUCCAAAGAAGUGACAAAGAAUUUGGAAUUGACUUAAAGCUUUUAUGGGACCAGACUUUGAGCAUUCUCUAUAGCCACAGAAGGCCAUUUUCUGGAAAAAUUGUAUGCAAUUUUUAAUAAAAAUAUCUCAUUGGCUUCCGUACCCUAUGUAACUAAUUCGGAAAAAUAGAAAUAUAAAUUGCUGAAAUUUAGGAAGACUCUUUUU
Molecule: messenger RNA, 7140 nt
Organism: Brassica rapa (field mustard)
Lineage: Eukaryota; Viridiplantae; Streptophyta; Magnoliopsida; Brassicales; Brassicaceae
Product: B3 domain-containing protein At5g06250
Molecular function (GO): DNA binding; DNA-binding transcription factor activity
Source: RefSeq, a predicted model, not a curated record